Messenger RNA from Myzus persicae (green peach aphid), 1819 nucleotides. Its product is annotated as zinc finger MYM-type protein 1-like. NCBI's taxonomy places the organism in Eukaryota, Metazoa, Arthropoda, Insecta, Hemiptera, Aphididae. The annotation marks the transcript as partial. The transcript has 3 exons. The record is from RefSeq and is a predicted model, not a curated record.
AUGUUGUGUGCUCGAGGUAAAGAGGUUAAAUGUGAAAAUCAUGAAUCUAUUAUUCAUCCUGAUGACCCAUCGAAUGCAUUGCCUAUUCAUCAACUUGAAAGGAAAUCCAGAGUUGAACGUGGACCAUUUCAGCCUAAACUUGAGCUGUAUCCAAGGACAAAAUUUGGUAGUACUGUACGUAGUUUCAAUAAAUCAUGGUUUGAUAAUUUUGAAUGGUUGGAAUAUAGUCCUAAAGUGGAUAAAGCAUUUUGCUUCAAAUGUCGACUAUUUAAUUCAUCUGAUGGACUCAAUAAAGGCCAAAUAGAUUUUACAUUUUCACGUCAUGGUUUCAAAAAUUGGAAUAAGGCAACUACAAAGUUUAAAGACCAUCAAAAAUCUAAAUCCCACAUUCACUCCAUGACUGCAAACAAAAAUUUUUUAAGUUCUAAAUCAAUAGAUAUUGCAUUAGAUGAGUCAAGAAUUAUGGCCAUUAGUCAGAGAGAAAAAGAACGUUUACAUAAUCGCAGUGUAUUGGUUCGCCUAAUUGACAUCACUCUAUGUUUAGCUAAAAGUGGUAAACCCUUCCGAGGACACAACGAACAAAAGUCCAAUGUUUGUAAAGGUAUGUUUUUAGACUUUGUAAGUGUUCUUAAAAAGUAUGAUGAAACUUUAAGAAAUCACAUAGAUAAUGGUAAAAAGAAUGUACUAUAUACCAGUAAUUUAAUCCAAAAUGAUUUAUUGAAAUCAAUUAACAAUGUAAUGAAACAUAAAAUUUCAUCAAAAAUAAAAAAUAAACUUAUUUCUGUAUGUGCAGAUGAAACAAGUGAUGUGGGCCAUCACGAGCAAAUGUCUGUUGUAGUAAGGUUUUUUGAUCCUUCGAAAAAUAAACCAACUGAAAUAUUUAUAGGCUUACAACGUUUACAUGCAGUGGACGCUAGUUCAAUUUUUAACAGUUUAACUGAAAAAAUUAAAGAAAUUAAUGUAGAUUGGAGUUCGGUCUUGGCUGUUUGUUUUGAUGGAGCUGCUACAUUGUCUGGCAAAAAUAAUGGUGUUCAAGCCAAAAUUAAAAUUGAAAAUCCUCAAAUUCAGUAUAUACAUUGUUAUGGUCACUGCCUUAAUCUGGUUUUAGUGGACUCAUUGGGACAUAAAAAUCGUGUAGUUUUUGAUUUUUUUGGAUGGGCGUGCCGAUCAGAAGCUAUUGAAGCAGUUGAUCAUAAUUAUGAUUCUUUAGUACAGUGUCUUUCAGAAAUAUAUAAGACUACAAAAUUAGCUGAUGUGAGAUUAAAAGCAAAUGGACUUAUCCACAAUCUAAAAAGUUUCAAUUUUAUAUUUGCUUUAACGGUUUUAAAACCUAUUCUGAUUCAAAUUCGCAUAGUUAGCGCAAAGUUGCAAUCACCAGACCUAGACCUCUUAGCUGCCGUAUCAAUUGUUGAAGCACUAAAGAAAUCAUUAACUGACUUAAGAACUGAUGAAGAUAACUAUUCAACAUUAUUUGACAAAGUUUUGGACAUUUGUAGUUCACAAAAAAUAGAGAUACCAAAUGUAAAACAAAGAAAAGUGUCUAGUCGAAUUGACAGCAACAAUACUCAACAUUUUACUUCUGACAAAAAAACAGAAAUGAAAUGUUUUGUGUACUACACAGUUUUAGAUGACCUUUUAAACGGAUUAGAAGAACGUUUUAGUCAAGAAACACUUUUACUAAUAAGUGCAAUUGGACGUUUAUUACAGUUUAAGCUGCAUGAACAAGACUUAAUUUUACUUUCCAAUAGGUUUAAUUUAAAUGACAGUGAACUUGAAGCAGAACUCAGAUUGUUAAAAUCGUUACCAGAAUUUGAAAUUG